Messenger RNA from Pseudocercospora fijiensis CIRAD86, 1764 nucleotides. RefSeq lists its product as uncharacterized. The record is from RefSeq and is a predicted model, not a curated record. The transcript has 5 exons. Bases 1 to 1764 code for a protein of 587 amino acids. Lineage: Eukaryota; Fungi; Ascomycota; Dothideomycetes; Mycosphaerellales; Mycosphaerellaceae.
AUGUCUGGCCAGGGGGACUUGUCGGACGACUAUGUAGCCAGUGUAAUGCAGCAUGAUGCGGAAAAGAAAGGCCAAAAUCGAUAUCUUUCCACCGGACUCGGAUCAUUACUCGGAGGGAGAAGCAGGCCCAGGAGCGAUGCGCCAAAACCCAACACACGCUUUCUGAAGCACUUGGUGAAGGAGGCCGACAGUCAUAAUGCAGCACUCAAGGCAAAGGAGGAGAAGGAGUCGCGAAGGCGAUGGAAGGACAUGCGACGAAUUCGAGAUAGGGAUGAUAGCCGAGGAAGACGACAGGCAGACCAGCUGUUGUCGCAUCUAGGCCGGAGUAGCAAGUCGAUACGGGAGGAACGACGACUGGAUGAUCGAUCACAUAAAGAAAAGCGCAGCCGGCGAAGGUCCAGGUCUCCCUCACGAACCAGAUCUCCGCACAGAAAAUCCAAGCGAAGGUGGACAUCCAGUGCAUCGCAUUACGACUCACCUGUCGGCAAGCCCCAAGCGCGCGUCGAUGAGUUCGAGAAAUACGAUGAGGCCCUUCGACCUAGAUCGUCCUCCGAUUCAAACCCGCUCGAAACGGUCAUUGGGCCUCAACCUGCACCUAAAAUCAAAGCUCGUGGCCGAGGAGCACAGUCCAACUCUACCAUGGACGCCCGCUUCGACCCUGAAUACGAUCCAAACACUGACGUUGGAAGAGACUUGGAUGAGGAAGGCGACGACUGGGAUAUGGCGCUUGCGGCGCUGAAAGACCGGGCGAAGUGGAAGAAGACGGGCGCUGAAAGAUUACGCGCUGCUGGCUUCACGGAAGAGGAGGUGAGCAGGUGGGAAGGAAGUGGUGCAUCUCGUGUCAAGCUCGAUCCUUCCGAGAAGGAUAUCAGUGAUGUAAGAUGGAGCAAGAAAGGGGAGGGUAGGGAAUGGGAUCGCCGAGUGGGGACGGCUGAAAGAUACAUGAUCAAUCAAUGCAAAUUUUGGAUACAAGCAUUGAGAAAACGGCGGGAAGGGCCAUCGCACCCACCUAAUGCGUUUUUCUGGUACCUGCUGCAGCCGGCAAUCAUGGUCGAGACACGAGGUAGUACAGCGCCCAAGAAUUUCGGGACGGAAGUUGACAAACGAAACACAACAGAGAUGGCUCAAGGAAACGGACAGGCGCCCAAGUCGCAAGCGCCCAAGAAGAGUGGUGAAGAGGAGGUCCCAAGAGAUCGCGGCAAAAGCACAACACCUGGCGCAGCAUAUACCAGCGUACAAGCACGCACAACUUCAUGUCUACUAAAACUUGCCCCCGAGCUUCGAAAUCGGAUCUAUGAGCAUGCCCUCAUCGCCGACUCCGAGGUCGUCAAGAUGAGAUCACACACCAAACCACCAGGACUGCUCGCCACCUGUCGUCAAAUCCGCUCCGAGGCGCAAGCCAUGUACUACAACCAAAACCACUUUCGCUUCAAAGUCUUCGACUGCGACCAAACGCUAGAAAUCCGAUGGCCAUUUUUCUUCAUGCGCUACGCCAAGCCCACACCAUUCAAUCGGCAGCUCGGGCCUCUCCUUCGCGGUAACAUAAUUCGUUCGAACCCCGUCUGCGAGCUGGUCCAAUCUCGAGGCUGGAACGCGGAUAAUGUGCAACUUCCAGCUGACGCACCAGAUUCUUGGAAGAUCGCUGCCGCUGCCUGGGCUAUCACCAAUACUGCAAUGCGCCGGAAACUCGAUUGGGAGGACGUGGAGUAUCGGCUUGAAGCUCUGCAUCUUUUUGCGAUGGCAUUAAUUCCAUCAUGGAAAUGA